AUGGCAUCUCUCAAUCCGAAAAUUCAAGUUGUACCACAGACCGUUCUGUUCACUCAACCGAUCAAUAACAAUUUAACUAUCAACAAUUUGGGUAAUACUACUCAAAAUAUUCGUCAGUCCAUUUCUCAGAAUGCUACCGUUGGUAUAAAUUCCAAUCUAAUUUCCUCAUCACCAAACAUUGUUCGUAUACCGUCCUCGUCUAUUCAACAACCACAACAAAUCCCAUCUGCAAUUUGGUCAUCGAUUCAGAAUCCAUUUCAUCCUCAACAACAACAAAAUGGUGUUAUUCAGCCAUCUGCUCAAAUUCAGGCUGUUCAACUACAAGGAAUUCAAAGAAUUUUUGUUUAUAAUAUAGAGCCCAUUCAAUAUACACCGGGAACACUUCAGACUGUGCUCACUCAACGUCCACAAACAAUUGGUACCUCAAAUUUAGCUCUUGCAUCGAAUAAUCAACACCAACUAUGGUCAUCGUCAACCACUAUUACAUCACCAGCUUCUGUUUCUUCUUCGUCCGCAAUAAUGGUACCUACUACUCUAAUAACAACCACAAAACCUUCUCAAGUUAUUCAACAACAGAAGUUACAACCUCAACAAACAACAUUUACUGAAUCACAAGUGAUCGAUUUCGUAUCAAAAUGUCGGACAUUUUUAACUACAUUGCUGAAAUUAGCCGAAAAACAAGCACCAGAUAAAUUACCAAUGGUUAAACAAUGUAUACAGGAAUUACUGGAAGGUACAAUAGGUCCAGAAACAUUUACCGAUCGAUUGCAUACAUUAUACAAGUCGCAACCACAUAUGUCAUUAGUGCCAUUCUUUAAAGUAAGAAAAUGUUGAUUUUUUUGUUUUUUUACUAGAUCUGUAGCAACAAAUGUAAAUGAUAAAACUUUGGUCAAAAAAGUUACAUUUUACAUUUACAAUCUUUUUUUAUCGGCUGCGUUAGAACAGAAUUCUGUUCUAACGCAGCCGAUAAAAAAAGAUUGUAAAUGUAAA
Messenger RNA from Didymodactylos carnosus, 990 nucleotides. Lineage: Eukaryota; Metazoa; Rotifera; Eurotatoria; Philodinida; Philodinidae. The record is from the annotation of a GenBank genome assembly.